This is a messenger RNA of Cylindrotheca closterium, 753 nucleotides long. The record is from the annotation of a GenBank genome assembly. Lineage: Eukaryota; Bacillariophyta; Bacillariophyceae; Bacillariales; Bacillariaceae.
AUGGCCCUUCGUCUUUCUGCAUCUCGGGUUUUUUCCCGCGCCAGCUCUUCUGCCAGAGCAAUGUCUUCGGUUUCUGACCGCGUCAAGACCCCUGAAAACUUCGAAGCCGUCCUUGACAAGUUCGCUGAGAUUCGUGCAUGUGCCGUAUUGCGAACUGCCACUUCCGAGGCCUGCCCCAAGGCUAUGCAAGCCGCUAUUGAUGGAGGAUUCAAGAUCGUUGAAUUCACUCUGACUACCCCAGACUGUCUUGCCCACCUUUCUGAUUUCCGUGCCAAGUACGACGGCGAUGUUAUGGUUGGAUGCGGAACUAUCAUGAACACUACAGAUGCUGAAAACGCCAUCGAUGCCGGAAGUGAAUUCAUUAUCACUCCUGUCAUGCUUCCGGAAGUCAUCGAAUGGUGUGCUGAGAGAAACAUUGUUUGCGUCCCAGGAUGUCAAACACCAACUGAACUUUUCAACGCAUACAGACACGGAGCUCCUCUUCAAAAGUUGUUUCCUGGGGUUGCUGGAGGACCAAUGUGGGUCAAGGCCGUCAGCUCUGCUCUUCCUAUGCUCAGUAUCAACCCCACAUCUGGAGUCGACCUUGACAACGCCGGGGAGUUCUUGAAAAACGGAGCUGCCUCAGUUGGACUUGUCGCCCCUCUCUUUGACCCAACGGCCAUUGCCAACGGAGACUUCGAUAUCAUUGCCCAGAACGCUGAGAAGGUCAUGGCCAAUGUCAAAGAGGCCGGACCAUACCUGCGCAAAAAGUAA